Messenger RNA from Umbelopsis ramanniana AG, 1120 nucleotides. RefSeq lists its product as uncharacterized. The record is from RefSeq and is a predicted model, not a curated record. Gene Ontology annotation, cellular component: P-body; CCR4-NOT core complex. Gene Ontology annotation, biological process: nuclear-transcribed mRNA poly(A) tail shortening; regulation of DNA-templated transcription. The transcript is spliced from 5 exons. Lineage: Eukaryota; Fungi; Mucoromycota; Umbelopsidomycetes; Umbelopsidales; Umbelopsidaceae. The coding region runs from base 149 to 1015 and encodes 288 amino acids.
CGUUUACGGCUGACGAAUUUCCAGCACUAAAAGACCAUAGCGGCAUGUCAAGGCCCGAUGGACCAUUAUCUUCAGGAAUGUCAAUAAUGAACGGAUUCGCCCAGAGCAACAAGCAGCACGAUCUUGGUAUAUCAAGUUCAGCAGCAUCAUGGGUAAGGACAACACAACCUCUUUUAUCAACCACCAGUUAUUAUCACUGAGCGGUAUAUUGAUAAAUUCUGAUAUAAAGAAUCGUGAACAGCUCGGUGUUGAUACACCAAAUCAGCAGAGUCUGCAUUUGGCAGCACCAGGGUCGCGGAAAACGGACGUUCCAUUGUCAGGCAGCGAAAGCAUAGACAAGCUAUCUCGAGAUGUUGCGGCAGUUAAUCUAGACGGUUCAGGUGGUAAUCAGCAAGAUAACGCCCCAGAUCCAUAUGGUUUAUUAGGUCUAUUAGGAGUUAUACGAAUGACAGACCCCGAUUUGAGCAUGCUGGCAUUAGGAAGUGAUUUGACUACGUUGGGAUUGGACCUUAACACACCAGACUCAAUAUAUUCAACAUUCAUUUCACCUUGGUCAGAUAACCAGACCCCUGCAGGGCUCAACAUAGAGCCAGAAUUCCAUCUCCCUGCCUGCUAUCGAAGCGUACAGGCAACGCCACCGGCACAGCAGCGAAUGAGGACGUUCUCAGAUGAAAUUCUGUUCUAUGUUUUUUACUGUUUGCCAAGGGAUGUUGCUCAAGAGGCUGCGGCACAAGAACUGUAUGCUCGUAAUUGGCGAUAUCACAAAGAGUUAGGUCUUUGGCUCACGAAAGAGCCAGAUGAAAAUGGCCGGCCUGUCCCAUUCCGAAGAACGUCACCCAAUGCCUACGAACGUGAUGUUUUCGUUUUCUUUGAUCCAAGUACGUGGCAGAAAAUCAAGCGGGAGUACACUCUGCUGUGGGAUUCAAUCGAAGAUAGGUCGCAGCAGUUACCAGCAAUGGGACUCAAUAAUCCAGGCAUCUCACCUGGAGUUUCAAAUCGAGGUGUAAUGAUAUAAUUUUUUUGGCCCCCUUUCCUCACACUGCUUGGUGUGAUGUUCAAUGUCAGAUAUUAAAGGCUCAAUUAGUUGAAACCGAAGCAAAAUUUAUUGGUGAUCAAGCAA